Molecule: messenger RNA, 1040 nt
Organism: Asparagus officinalis (garden asparagus)
Lineage: Eukaryota; Viridiplantae; Streptophyta; Magnoliopsida; Asparagales; Asparagaceae
Exons: 2
Coding region: 45-509 (154 amino acids)
Source: RefSeq, a predicted model, not a curated record
AUUUCUGUUCUUUUUCAAUCUAUGUUGCAGAGGCGAUAUGGCAAAUGAAUUUGAGGGAACUGGAGUCCGAACUAUAUCUUGAGCAUCCAGGGGGAUCUGAGGAUAUAACCAGUAUCAACAUAGGCCGGGCUACCUUGAGGGCGGUGGGGUGCCAAACGAGAGGCAGACAUGCUUGGGCUCACGGAUCUCAGCCUCAAGGUUGGUGCAAAGAAUGCAGUAUGAUUAAUGUUGCAUUGCAAGAGUUAAUAAGUAAGAGAGAACUGCCAGUUCCACAGCAAGAUUUAAAUGCGAUUAAUAGAGAACAACCAUCUCUUGCUGUGAUUCUUAUCGUUAUUAAAAGAAAGUUGGAGGAUGAAGUCGAAACACACAACAACCUUUCAUCCAAAAUGUCUCAUGGGCUAGUCCGUCGCUCUAUUUUUGAUGGAAGUCCUAACCCUCUGUUCUUAUGCAAUAAAUUAGUUGACUCCGUACCUCUUAUAACUCUAGAGUUCAGUUGCAUUGAAUCCUAGAAUUGUGAAGCUUGGAGCAGCAAACGAGGCGAUUAAACCCCAGAAUUGUGAAGCUAGAGCAACAAACGAGGCAAUUGAACUCCAUAAUUUUGAAGCUGGGGCAACAAACUCAAGAAUUGUGAAGCAGAAGCAACAAAUGAGGUGAUUUAUACACUAGAAUUGUUAAGCUGGAGCAACAAAUGAGACAAUUGAACUAUAGAAUUGUGAAGCUGGGGCAACAAAUGCGGCGAUUGAAGCCCAAAACUGUGAUGCUAGGAGAAACAUCUAAAAUCAACAAGGAAUGUGUAAAUUCAGAAAUACAUUUCAGCCAUCUCAUGCUAUAACUUUUUUUGUUGUGAGAACCCAAUCCAAGCACUCGCCCUUCAUGCUCGUCGAGUUUGUAGUGAGAACCCUGUACAAGAACUCACCCUUCAUGCUUAUGAAGGAGGAGAAAAAGAGAGGGAACUUCGAAUGUGAAAGAAAGUUGAAUUGGAGAGAAUGCCCUUGGAUGAGGUAUAUUGGAUAUUUUAUGUUGUAAAAUUUUAAUGUUAA